Molecule: messenger RNA, 2034 nt
Organism: Diaporthe batatas
Lineage: Eukaryota; Fungi; Ascomycota; Sordariomycetes; Diaporthales; Diaporthaceae
Exons: 6
Coding region: 96-1982 (628 amino acids)
Biological process (GO): proteolysis
Cellular component (GO): fungal-type vacuole
Molecular function (GO): serine-type carboxypeptidase activity
Source: RefSeq, a predicted model, not a curated record
CUCAUCUCUUGGCAUCACCACCUUGACGAUGUAUUCUAGAAUCUAUCUUCCUUCUGUCCAUCCUACAGUCCAAGACAAAAACAUUUCUGGAAAUCAUGUCAUGUAAACAGCUUCUGCUAGCAGCCUUCGCGGGGCUCGGCGUGGCUCAAUUCCCUCCAAGGCCAGAAGGGGUGACAACACUGAAGUCGAAGCUGCAUGAGAAUGUCACGCUUUCAUUCAAGCAGCCUGAGAUUUGUGAGACAACUCCAGGCGUCAAGUCGUACUCUGGAUAUGUCCAUCUUCCGGAGCGGUUUCUGGACGACGGCAGUGGUGAACUGCAGGACUACCCAAUCAACACAUUCUUCUGGUUCUUCGAAUCUCGGAAAGACCCCAUCAAUGCGCCGCUGGCGAUCUGGCUCAAUGGUGGUCCUGGCGGCUCCUCACUGAUGGGGCUGCUUCAAGAGAACGGCCCAUGCUUCAUCAGUCCUGACUCCAAGUCGACAUAUCUGAACCCAUGGAGUUGGAACAAUGAAGUCAAUAUCCUGUAUAUUGACCAGCCGAACCAGGUAGGGUUUUCGUAUGAUAUUCCGACCAACGCGACUAUGGUCGCUGUCGCAUCUGACUCCUGGAAUGGAUAUGAUACCAUACUAUGGAAUUCGACCGACGAGAUCCCUGGAGCCAACCUCACCACCUACCCGGGGACGUUCGCUAGCCAGAAGCCCCUGAAUACAGCCAACUCGACCGCCUUGGCUGCACAUGCGCUUUGGCACUUCGCGCAGACCUGGUUCUUCGAGUUCCCUUUCUACAAGCCCCACGAUAACCGGAUCAGCCUUUGGGCUGAGAGCUACGGAGGCCACUAUGGGCCUGGCUUCUUCAGCUACUUCCAGCAGCAGAAUGAGAAGAUUGCGAAUGGGACCAUCCACGAUAAAGACGCACACUAUCUUCAUCUAGACACCCUUGGCAUAGUCAACGGCCUAAUCGAUGUCGCAGUCCAAGGAGAGGCUUUGAUCACUUACCCAUACAAUAAUAGCUACGGAUUGGAAAUCUUCAACAAAUCUUUGCAUGACGAGCUCUUAUACAACUGGACACGACCAAACGGCUGCAGAGAUCAGGUCAAAGCCUGCCAAGCUGCGAUGGAAGGCCAGGGUCCCAUCUUUCUUAGCCUCGAGAACAAGAACUUGAGCCAAGUUUGUCUCGAGAUGGACCCCGGCUGCCAAGGCAUGCCCGCUGCCCAAGUCUACCAAGAGCUCGACCCGAGCGCCGGGUGGUACGAUGUCGCACACCCGAAGAACGACCCCUUCCCACCACCCCACAUGCUCGGGUACCUGACAGAAAGCUCGGUGCUUGCCGCGCUGGGCGUGCCGGUCAACUUCUCAGGUACCGCAGAGGCCGUGCAGCUGACCUUCCAGAGCACGUUCGACAUCAUCCACGGGGGCUUCCUGGAGUCCAUCGGAUACCUCCUCGACUCGGGAGUCAAGGUGCACAUGAUGUACGGGGACCGCGACUACCCGUGCAACUGGGUCGGGGGUGAGGCAGCCAGUCUUGCCGUGCCCUAUUCGAAGGCGGAGGAGUUCGGCGCUGCCGGUUACGCUCCUCUCGUCACGCCCGAAGGUGUUCAAGGGAUGUCAAGACAGUUUGGGAACUUCUCUUUCACUCGAGUGUUUCAGGCAGGUCACGAGGUACCAUCGUAUCAGCCUGUUGCGGCGUAUGAGAUAUUCAAGCGCGCCACAUUUGGCUUGGAUGUCCCGACUGGCUUGAUCCAGACCGAUGAUGACUUUGCAACUAUCGGUCCGAAAGAUAUUUGGUUCAUCAAAGGUGUGCCACCGACUCCUCCCAAGCCAAAGUGCUAUAUUCUGAGCCCGAUGACCUGUGUUCCAGAUGUUUGGAACAAGGUCCUUUCUGGCGCGGUCAAGGUCAAGGACUGGUUUGUCGUUGAGACCGAUGAGAGCGGAAAUGAUAUAUCACGUGUCGGUUCUCAACAACAGGUUAUGGAAGAACUGUAGUAUCGUUAAGCUUUCAGCAGUGGCAGCCUUGGUAUACACACUAUUAUCCUUA